CCUCCUCUGGCGCAAGACGAAAGAGAAGGGACUUCCUCGUAGCUCCACUGUCUCUCCAAAAAUGGCGGACACGUGCGGCCAAGUCUUGCUGGGAUCGGGUCUCACCGUCCUCUCCCACCCUCUGAUGUACAUCAAAGUCCUGAUCCAGGUAGGACAUGAGCCGCUCGCUCCCAGCCUGGGCAGGAACCUGUUUGGCAGACAAGUCUACCAGCUGCCCGGACUGUUUGCUUAUGCAAAACACAUCAUCAAGAUAGAUGGAAAGGUGGGUCUCUUCAAAGGGCUCGGUCCAAGGCUCUGUGCCGGCUCCAUCGGCACCAUUGUGCACAGCACUGUUGUGCAGAAAUGUCAAGAAAAAGGCACACUUCAGGUACUGGGAGGUCAGCAGAAGGCUGUGGAGGGGACCCUACAGCACGUUGUUAACGAGACAACCAAAGAGAUGAUAGCCCGAUCCUGCGCCACCAUUGUCACACAUCCCUUUCAUGUGAUAACUUUGCGAUGUAUGGUCCAGUUUAUUGGGAGAGAAACAAAAUACAGCGGGGUGUUUGACUCCAUAGUCACAGUCUACAGAGAAGAAGGCUUACUGGGCUUCUUUGCUGGUUUGAUUCCUCGCCUUCUCGGCGACGUCCUGUCUCUGUGGAUUUGUAACCUGCUGGCUCACGUCAUCAAUACAUACGCCAUCGAUGACUCGAUGAGUCACACGGGAGAGAUCAAGAACUGCUCUCAGGCUGUAACUGGGUUCUUCGCCAGUAUGCUUACAUACCCUUUCGUUUUGGUGUCAAACCUCAUGGCUGUCAAUAACUGCGGGCUCGCUGGAGGCCUGCCUCCCUAUGCAUCGGUAUAUCCCACCUGGGUGGACUGCUGGAGGCAUCUAAGCAGAGAGGGCAACAUGAGCAGAGGCAACAGUUUAUUUUUCAGGAAGCUUCCAGCAGGAAAGAUGUAUGCCGUUGACCAGAAGAGAUUUUUUUAAAAGCCUCAAGGGGACUGAGCUGAACAUAGUUGUGAUAAUAAAACAAAGCAGAAAUCAACAUUGCCUGAUCUGGGGGUUGGACAGUCGGCACUUAAUCUUUUUUUUUUUUUGUAUGCACUUGUUUACUAUAUAUAUUUUUUUUUUUUCAACCUGCCAUCGUGUGAAAUAAAAACACAUUAAUUUCCAGCAGGUUAUGUUUUAUUAACAGAAAUUAACUGACUGAAACUGCAGGGCUGUAUGAUAAUAGGAUGGAGCAUUAAUCAUUUUAAAACCCACAUGUACUAAAUCUGACAGGAGGAUGACUCAUGAUGUCAAACCCGUCUGCAUAAUGGUAUGACUGACCAAUGUGAAAGCUCCCCCCCCAAUGUGUUAAAUUUGUUUUAAUAUAUAGAGUAUCGACAAUGGCUCCCUUUCAUCCAACGUGAUGGGAUUGGUUUGUUUAAAAACAGCACUUCAGUCUGCAUGUGGUAAUGUCUAAUAAUUCACAUGUUAGUGAUCAAGUGGGACCUCUUGUCGUGUGGUAUUGUCUCACUGUGUUAAUUAUAAAGCUCACUGCUUGACGGGCAUGUAAUGCUAGUAAAAAUGAGGGAGAGGACUCCGAGGGGAUGGUUGUUCAGGAGCAUGUUUGGAUGUACGGAGGCCUGGAGGCUAGCCGGAGCUCACCAAUGUCUUUUGGCGCUCUGAACAGCCAAGUGCUUGUAUCAUCUCUUCUGACUGACCCAAAUAAUUAAAAAAAAUGCUUU
Messenger RNA from Anoplopoma fimbria (sablefish), 1710 nucleotides. It is a transcript of the gene mtch2, whose product is annotated as mitochondrial carrier homolog 2. The record is from RefSeq and is a predicted model, not a curated record. Gene Ontology annotation, biological process: positive regulation of apoptotic process. Gene Ontology annotation, cellular component: membrane; mitochondrion. Lineage: Eukaryota; Metazoa; Chordata; Actinopteri; Perciformes; Anoplopomatidae. The transcript has 13 exons. Bases 62 to 967 code for a protein of 301 amino acids.